Ceraceosorus guamensis is the source of this 1087-nucleotide messenger RNA. RefSeq lists its product as hypothetical. NCBI's taxonomy places the organism in Eukaryota, Fungi, Basidiomycota, Exobasidiomycetes, Ceraceosorales, Ceraceosoraceae. The transcript has 7 exons. The record is from RefSeq and is a predicted model, not a curated record. The coding region runs from base 154 to 750 and encodes 198 amino acids.
CCCCUUGGGCUCACCACGCUCUUCUGCUGCAUGAAUGCGUUCUGUGCCAGGAUCCUCUACACGACCAGUCCACCUCACUAGCCUGAUUGCACAUCCACCGCCCCCAGCUGUAAAGACUUUCAAGAGCAUUUUUGCACCUCGCAAGCGUCAGCCAUGCCUCGCCACGAAAGCAACAGCUCCCUCGGGAGUGUCGGACCCUCGCAAGAGGGCCUUUCGUUGAGUUUCGAUCCUGAUACUCAGGACAUUGAGAACCGCAGGCAAAUCAUCCUCAAUGGAUUCAUGCAAGCAUACGCCGUCAAGUCAGCCAAAGAAGCGGAGGCAUGCAAGCGCCAAAUCAGCAAAGUCUUUCAGGAGUGCAACAGUCGCACGGACGCUCUAGAGCGCAAAGCAACAAGCAAGCGUGAUGAUGCACUCGCCGAUGUCCAGGCAUCCUUGGACGCCACCGAGCAAAGUGAAAUGGGCGAAUAUAUGCGCAUGUUUGAAGAGGUUCAGCAAGAGCUAGAGCACAAGUAUCAAGGAAUCGCGCACAUCGCCGACGAGCUUCAACGCGCACAGCAAUCGACCGAACUCCAGGCCGCUCGAAGCAUGUACGAGGAGCGCCCAAAAAUGAUGGUCCGCUGGCGUCGCGAGCUUGUCCGAGAGCAUCGCAACAAGCAGACCUCGCGCUCUGCUCAGCAACAGGCUGUAAUCGACGGAGCUGCUGUGCUAGAGCACUACAAGGCCAUCCUUGGCAGCACGAUGGAGGAGUAAGGCAGCGCUAUUUUCGGCUCAACCCCCGCACUUCGCACCUGCACAAGAUCAAUCAAGAGAUCAAUCAAGGUUUGCAGCGGCCCAGCAGGUACACGUUCGCUAAAGUAGCCGCGCUUGAAUGUUCCUCUCUGUCCACACUAAUGACGAGAAAGUCACCCGUGUCAAGAAAAGCGCCCUUCGUCGACCGUCUUGAUCGAGCUGCGUAGACGCGGACAUCUCAGGCUUGACUGGCAUGGGGUGGUAUCAUUCAUCAUGAUCGCGAAGAGGGCAGAACUUGUGAUCGUGCUCCCAUUGUAUCAGCCUGCACAUGCACGAAGCUCAUACAAGAACUUGCUCG